AUGCUCAGGUCCUCCCUGGAACAGCAGUGUCCGGACCGGACCAGACCUCCAGACUCAGACCUCCCCAUUCGUUCCCUGGGACAGCAAGGCCUGACCCAGGCCACGUGGGGUCCAGAGAAAGGGAGGGAGGGUUCUGGGGAGAGUGAAAGGAGUCGGGACAAGGCAGCCAUCAAGAUCCAGGCCUGGUGGCGGGGGACCCUACUGCGACGCAGCCUGCUGCACGCGGCCCUCUGCGCCUGGAUCAUCCAGUGCUGGUGGCGGCUAGCUCACACGCGACUAUCAGAUCGGCGUCGCCGGAUAGUGCUGCAGCUCUACGCAAGGCGAGAGUGGGCCGUGGUGAAGCUGCAGGCCAUGGUCCGCAUGUGGCGUGUGCGACGGCGCUACCUGAGGGCUCAGGCCGCGGCUCGCCUGAUCCAGAUGCGCUGGCGCAGCUGCCUGGCCCGGGGGCUCCUGCGCGGCCGCUACCAGAUCACAGCCACAGGCCUGGUGAUGGACAUGAAGCUGUGGGCAGUGCCCAGCAAGCCCAGGCCCUGCAUCCUCCCCUGUGCUGACUCAGGCGCCGGGCUGAGAGUCAGCAAGACCUAA
Vombatus ursinus (common wombat) is the source of this 585-nucleotide messenger RNA. RefSeq names its product IQ domain-containing protein F6-like. Gene Ontology annotation, molecular function: calmodulin binding. NCBI's taxonomy places the organism in Eukaryota, Metazoa, Chordata, Mammalia, Diprotodontia, Vombatidae. The record is from RefSeq and is a predicted model, not a curated record. The coding region runs from base 1 to 585 and encodes 194 amino acids. The transcript has 4 exons.